AUGGGGAAGCCCACAGAAAAGCCCGCUGAUGGGGGAAGGAGCAACCGCCACCCCGCCCACGUGAGAAGAGAUCCCAGCAGCCAAAUGCGGAUGCGAAUAUUUACUCAACCUUCCUUUGAACGCAAAGGACCGCUACGAAGCAGGAAACCCUUUUCCUGUCACGUUUACAUCCCAUUCAUUCUUCCUCCGGCCAAUUUAAGUCCAUUCACAGCCGCCACAGAUGCACGUGUGCGCGCGCGCAGCUGCACCUUUAAAGAAACUCUCAAGUCCUGGCAGCCAGAAAACCAGCUUUCGGGCGGGGCGGCGGGGCUCCCCCUCCCCUUGCCUCCUCUCUGAAGAUCCUUGUGCUCUAGGGAGGGAUGGCCGCACACUCUGACGAGGACGAAGGUGGUGCAUAACGCGGAGGUCAGUUUUGCACAGUCCGGGCAAAAGAGACCCCCACCAGCAUCCCCGCCUGUUCAGUUUCCCUCUCUGGCCCAGCGCGAAGGGCGAGGGGCGACAGAAGCCCGAGGAACAGAAAACCGAGUCCCCUCAGUGGCCGAGUUGGGAGAGGGUGUGAGUCCGGGAGAGCCCGAGGGCCGCAGGGAGAGGGCGCAGAAGGUCGAGCGCACAGAGCCAGAGGCCCCCUCUUCUCCCGCCGCGCGGAGCUGGAGGUGCAGACGCCAGUGUGGUUCUGUUUAUCCUCCUCGCCCUGGGGCUGGGUCCCUGGCGAAGCCUCCUUUUCACCCACCCACCCCCAAGCCAGAGCUCACCAGUGAUGUAAUGCGGGACCCGCGCGGGGAGGGGAAGCGGCAGCCUGAACGGCCUGGCAGCGGCGGUUCCUUCUCUUCGUGA
Mandrillus leucophaeus (drill) is the source of this 834-nucleotide messenger RNA. Its product is annotated as cancer/testis antigen 75-like. Lineage: Eukaryota; Metazoa; Chordata; Mammalia; Primates; Cercopithecidae. The record is from RefSeq and is a predicted model, not a curated record.